This is a messenger RNA of Eurypyga helias (sunbittern), 1158 nucleotides long. It is a transcript of the gene MNS1, whose product is annotated as meiosis-specific nuclear structural 1. Gene Ontology annotation, biological process: cilium organization. Gene Ontology annotation, cellular component: motile cilium. The transcript has 8 exons. Lineage: Eukaryota; Metazoa; Chordata; Aves; Eurypygiformes; Eurypygidae. The record is from RefSeq and is a predicted model, not a curated record. The annotation marks the transcript as partial.
CAAGUGAGGGAGAACAGCCUUGAGCUCCGGGAGUUAAGAAGACAGCUGCAGUCGGCGUACGUGACUAAGGAGCGAGCUGCGCAGAUCGCUGAAAGAGAAGCCAUGCAGCGUGAGAUGAUGAAACAUGAGGCUGAAAUAGCCCAAAAGAUGAAGGAAGAGUACGAGAGGGUAAUGAAAGAAGAGAGUUCUGCAGAACUGAGGCGAAACAAGGAGAAAAUAGCCUACCAGCAGGAGCUAGAGAAGCAGCUUGAGGAGCAGGAGAGGCGGAAGCAGGAUGCUUACGAAGAGUUUCUGAGAGAGAAACUCAUGAUUGAUGACAUUGUACGAAAGAUCUAUGAGGAAGACCAAAUGGAAAAACAACUGAAGUUAGAUAAAAUGAGAGCAACUCAGACAUGUAUUGAAGAAUUUAAAAAAGAACAGGCUGUCUGGAGGAGAAGGCAACAGGAGGAGAUGGAAGAAGAAAAUAGGAAAAUUGCGGCGUUCACCCAUGUUCAGCGGCAAAGAGAGGAAGAUUGGCUGGCCAGAGCGCGAGACGCCGAGGAGAAAAAACAGAGACUUCAGAGCAUGAUUGCCCGGAACCUGGAAAGGGAGCAACAGCAGCGUGAAGAGCUGGAACAGAUCCGCCAGGAGCUGUAUCUGGAGGAGCAAGCGGAGACCGAAAGGCAGAAGGAGAUGGCAGAACGUGAAAAGAGAGUAAGGCAGCGGCUGGCCUUAAGGCAGAUGUACACCGAGCAGUUGGCUUUGAAGGAGGUAGCGUGCCAAGCUAUGCGGGAAGAGGAGGCAGCCUUCAGAGAGCAGAUGCUGGCCAAGUUUGCGGAGGAUGAUCGCCUCGAACAGAUGAAUGCUCAGAAACGAAGAAUGAAGCAGCUUGAACACAGAAGGGCUGUGGAAAAACUUAUUGAAGACCGUCGCAAACAGUUUAUUGCAGAUAAAGAGCGUGAACUUGAAGAAAGACAGUUAGAGGAGAGAAGACAAGAAAACAUCCGUGCAAUUGUUGAAGAAGAGAGACAGAAACUCCUGAAAGAGCACGCAUCUAAAUUACUGGGUUAUCUUCCUCGGGGAAUACUCAAAGAUGAAGAUGACAUUAACAUGCUUGGAGAGGAAUUCAGGUUGGCUUAUCAGAAGAGAAGAGGCAAUGCCUUUUCUGGAGAGAGCUGA